Rotaria sp. Silwood2 is the source of this 4992-nucleotide messenger RNA. Lineage: Eukaryota; Metazoa; Rotifera; Eurotatoria; Philodinida; Philodinidae. The record is from the annotation of a GenBank genome assembly.
AUGUCUGACAGUCAAGGUUCGAAUGAUUCGGGCAACAGUUCAUCUGACGGCAGCUUCGAUAGCCUGCCACCAUUCGUUGCUCGCUUUUGGAUUCUUCUUCCACCCGAAAUUGCAUCUACAUUAUGCACAUUCAUUGUUCUCUUUUAUAUUUUUACUAAUCGAAAAGCACGUUCAAGCAUAAAGAAUCAUGUGCUCGUCAUUUUGCUUCUUCUUGGUUUGGCUAUUCAAUUAAUUGAUGUACCUUUCUAUCUCAACUACAUUGUACAUUCUACUGUUGUUCCAACACAUCCAUCAACUUGUCUAAUUUGUGAAGUUUUUUUUCCUGGUGCUCCUCAUUCGGUUUAUUUUUCUGGUUUAUCAAGAUUUAGCCUUGCUCCUGAUAUUGUGAUCUCAAUUAUUAUUAAAAUUUCGUUUAUGGUGAUAACUCGUACACGUUACAAAGACCUUUUUCAACAAGAAGCUCAACGAUUAUCCGAUAUUGAUUUUGAUCAAAUUCAUUGUUUAGAAAUUUAUAUUAAUUCUAUUGUUCAUCAUCCUGUUUUUGUAUCAAAUAUGGAGGAACAAUUUAUGAACACGUUAGCUAAAGAACAGAUUAGAACACUUGUUAAAUUUAGUGGUGUUCCUCAUGAAGAUGUUGUUAAAUGGUUAAAUGAUGUUGAAAUUGUAUUCGAUCGAGCACAACUACAAAGUUCGAAUAAAUAUUUAGCCAUUCAAUCAUAUUUAACUGAAGCAGCAGAAAAAUGGUUUCGAUAUAACAAAUCUACUAUUUCGGACUGGUGUACAUUUAAACUUGAGCUUGUUAAAGCUUAUCAACCAUCACUCAAUCAAAUAUUGUUAAAAAUGGAACAACGACGACAAUCACCACAGGAAUCCGUACUUGAAUAUUAUGUUGAUAAACUUCAAUUAUGUUUACAAGCUGAUCCAAGUAUGAGCUCUGCAAUUAUUAUUCAUCAUUUAACAAAAGGUUUAAAUAGUUCAUUAAUUCCACAUGUAAUUCGUCGUCAUCCUGCUACUCCUUCUGAAUUUCUCAUGGUUGCUCAAGAUGAAGAAAAAAUUCAGCUUACAUUAAAUGGUUUAGCAUAUGGUUCAACACACCCACAAAAUAUCGAUUUAAAUGAUGGUGAUACUGUUGAUGAAACAGUUACACUUGUACAACGACCCACUAAAAUGCAUUCAAGUACCUCAAAUACUCAUCACCAUCAAAUGCAAUCACCACCUCUUAUGCAGUCAACAUCUGCUUCACAACAAUCAUCGUCUUCACAUCGUCCGUACUAUUCUCAAUAUCCAUUUACAUCAAUCGAUUCUCGUCAAUGUUAUCAAUGUUAUCGAUUCGGACAUAUUGCCAAAAAUUUGGAUACAGGCGCUGCUAUAUCACUUAUACAUGAAGAUGCAUUAAAACUAAUGCAGCAUAGUCCAAUAGUUCCCGGUUCUUUAAAUGAAGUCCACACAGCUAAUAGUGGAUUUAUAUCACUUAUUGGAUUAGUACGCCUUAAUGUUAAAAUUAAUCAUAUUAAUACCAAGGUUGAUACAUAUGUUACUAGUGAUUUAAUUUGCUCAAUGAUAUUAGGAAGAGAUUGGAUUGAACAGAAUCGUGUUACUAUUAGUUUCUCCACUAAUCUUAUUUAUAUUCAUGGUGAUGUUACUUCUGUUCCGUUACUACCUAUUCCACGUCAUGAGCCCUUAACUAUGCUUCUACAACGUUCUAUUAUUAUUCCACCAUUUCAUGAAAAAUUUGUUUGCGGGUAUGUACCAAUUAAAUCAUCAAAUGAUGUUAUUUUUGCACCGAAUUUAGCAUUACAGCAUAGUAAACUCGUUCUCAUUCCGCAUGCUGUUCUUCAUAUUCGUAAUUAUCAUGGUAUUAUCUCAAUCACGAACAAUACAAAGCGUGAAAAGAUUAUUCCAAGAAAUACUUCACUUGGACUUAUUUCACAAUCAACCGAACAAUUUAACAUCAAUACUAUUCACGAACAGACAUUGAACUAUCGUAGUUUUUCCUCUAUUCAUCCCCCUUUAUUUUCAUGUACUCAUUGUGAUAUUCGUUUUUGUAAUGAAACUGAACUUUAUCAACACCUCAUCAUUUGUUGUAAUAAACAUUUAAUAUGCAAAAAUAAAAUCAUUGAAACAUUAGUUGAACAUAUAAAAAAUUCUACCCAACGUAUGAAAGCUUAUUUAAUACUUCACCAAUAUGAACACCUUUUCGAUGAUUCAUGUAUCCAAGGAAUUAAUUGUCCACCUCAAUGUGCUAUUGAUACUGGUGGUCAUCCUCCUCUAGCUACACAUCCCCGUCGUAUAUCACCCACCAACAGACAAAUUAUCAAUGAUGAAGUUAAAAAAAUGUUAGAUAAUGGGAUCAUUAGUCCUUCUAACUCACCUUGGGCUUCCCCAGUUGUUAUUGUUAAGAAACGAGAUGGAUCUCCCCGAUUUUGUAUUGAUUAUAGGAAUCUCAAUUCUAUCACCAAAAAAGAUGUUUAUCCAUUACCACGUAUUGAUGACGUUAUUGAACGUUUAAAUGGUUCCGAAAUUUUUUCAAAACUUGAUUUACGUAGUGGAUAUUUUCAAGUACCAUUAGCUAUUGAAGAACGUAAUAAAACUGCAUUUAUUACUCAUGAUGGGUUAUGGCAUUUUAAUCGUUUGCCACAAGGUUUAAAAAAUUCUCCAUCAGUCUUUCAAAGAUUAAUGAAUCAAACACUUGCAUCAUUACGUUGGGAUGUAUGUCUUGCCUACUUAGACGAUAUUGUUGUUUAUUCGCGUUCUUUUAAGCAACACCUGAUGGAUAUUGAAAAAGUCUGUCGGGUACUACAUAUGUCAAACUUUAAGUUAAAUUACAAAAAAUGUUCAUUUUUUCAACAUGAAAUUUCUUUCUUGGGACAUAAGAUUAGUGCCGUUGGUUGUUCUCCUAACGAUGAUAAUAUUCGUGCUAUUUCACAAUUUCCAGUACCUAAAUCAAGUAAAGCUGUCCAUUCGUUUUUACAAAUGGUUGGUUUUUAUAGGAAAUUUAUCUCUCAGUUUGCCCAAAUUUCAGCUUCACUCAACAAAUUUACUCGAAAAGGUUUUCCCUUUAUUUGGACCGAAACAGAACAAGCAUCUUUUAACCAACUAAAAGAUGCAAUUACAUCUCCAACAGUACUUGUAUUACCUGACCCCUCGCAACCCUAUAUAAUUCGAACAGAUGCAUCGCAUGUUGGUAUUGGCGCAGUCCUUUUACAGAAACAAAUUAGUGACGUUAACGAUGCAUCAACUACUUUUAUCUAUAAACCAGUUGCGUUCGCUUCACGAAGUUUAAAACCUGCUGAAAAACGUUAUUCCACUAUUGAAUUAGAAGCACUAGCCAUAUGGUGGAGUGUUACUCAAAAAUUUCGUACUUAUGUUGAAGGGCAACAGUUCACUCUUGAGACGGAUCACAAACCGUUGCUUUCAUUAAUGAAGAAACCAUAUCAUAAUACUCGUAUUGAACGUUGGAUGACAACAUUACAAGAAUAUGAUAUGAUCGUUCAGCAUAUCUCUGGAAAAGAUAAUACUAUUGCCGAUGCUUUGUCUCGUUAUCCAGUUGAUAAACUGGAUACUAAUUGUUAUGAUGCCCCGAAUUUCGUGAACUCUUCAACUCAAACUGAAAAUGUUCUGAUCAAUGUCGUCACCACACGUUCAAUGAAAAAAAAACACCUCUCUUCCUCUGAUCAUCCAAUUCAACAAGCAACAAAACCAUCCAUAUCUACUACACCGACAACACCAACCAAAACCACAUCAUCAGCUUCAUCAGAAAAAACAGUACCCGUAUUUUUCGAUAAUGAUACAUUAAAUCAACAUCAGAAUCAAGAUUCUCAUAUACAACUAAUUAAAAAUACCCGUCCGUUACCUUCUAAUUAUGCUAUGGAUGAUCAUAACGUUCUUCAUAAAAUUGUUAAUCGUAAAUUUGGUCGACGGAUUAACCUUCGUUAUGUUCCUGCUUCUUUAAUUCGCGAUGUUCUAUUAGCCUAUCAUAACUCAACAUUUAAUGGUGCUCAUUUUGGUAUUAAACGAACUUUUUAUAAAAUCCGUGAUCGCUUUUAUUGGCCGAACAUGUACAAAGAUAUUGAACAACACAUAUUAUCAUGUCUUAAUUGUCGGAAAAAUAAACCUUCUCGUCGUAAACCGGAUGGACACUUACAAUCGAUUGAACCUCCCCGUGGUGUGUGGGAACGUCUAGCUAUGGAUUAUGUUGGACCGGUACCUCAAUCUAAGUCUGGUAAGAAAUAUAUUAUCGUUCUUACAGAUCUUUUCUCCAAAUUCGUAGUAACCAAAGCCGUUUAUGAUAAUACUUCAACAACAGCUGCUCGAUUUUUAUUAUAUGAUGUAUUUAUGAUUUAUGGCGUCCCAUUAGAAAUUAUCACAGAUAAUGGUCGCCACUUCACAUCAUCAUUGUACAAAUCCUUACUCAAAUUAGCUGAUUGUUGUCAUAUAAAAACUACGCCGUACAAUCCACAGGCUAACGGUCAAUGUGAACGUCAUAAUGCCACAUUAGUACCUAAUUUAGUUGCACUUUCUAAUAAUUCUCGGUCCAAUUGGGAUGAAAAAUUAUUACCAACGACAUUUAAUUAUAAUGCAACUCAACAUGCUACAACAGGCUAUACACCGUUUGAAUUAAUGUUCGCUCGUAUUCCUCGAUUUAUAGCUGAUCUAACUUCGAGCCCCAUAUUUCCUAUAGACGUUCAACAUUAUCAUGACGCAAUGAAACAAUUUAUUGAACACGCAAAACUUGCAACUAGACACAACAACCUGACACAUCAACAUGUAGCUAAACAACGAUAUGACCGUAAUCGUUCAAAUCCCCAAUAUUUAAUUGGUCAAAACGUUUUAAUCCGUAAUCGUGAUCCGUCUAUCAAUAAAUUCUCCUCCAAAUUUAUUGGUCCAUACAAAAUUAUUGAUAAGCUUAACGACAAAACAUAUAUGGUACAGCAUGCUAACACAGAUCAUCGAGCACAAGUAACGGUACAAGAUCUGAGAUCGAUUAAUUAA